Melopsittacus undulatus (budgerigar) is the source of this 985-nucleotide messenger RNA. It is a transcript of the gene RASL10B, whose product is annotated as RAS like family 10 member B. The transcript is spliced from 4 exons. Gene Ontology annotation, molecular function: GTP binding; GTPase activity. NCBI's taxonomy places the organism in Eukaryota, Metazoa, Chordata, Aves, Psittaciformes, Psittaculidae. The record is from RefSeq and is a predicted model, not a curated record. The coding region runs from base 121 to 732 and encodes 203 amino acids.
CGCCGGCCCGGGCAGCCGCUGCCAGUGACAGGGGGAAUGCAUCCUGAAUGGGGCUGAGCCCCCUGCGUGGGACUAUGCAGCGUGGGGGCAGCAGCCGGGCAGCACCGCGGCGGCAGCGGCAUGGUGGCGACGGUGAAGAUCGCGGUGCUGGGGGCGCAGGGCGUGGGCAAGAGUGCCAUAGUGCGGCAGUUCCUCUACAACGAGUUCAGUGAGGUCUGUGCACCCACCACCGCCCGGCGCGUCUACCUGCCUGCCGUCGUCAUGAACGGCCACGUCCACGACCUGCAGAUCAUGGACUUCCCUCCCAUCACUGCCUUCCCCGUCAACACCCUGCAGGAGUGGGCGGACGUGUGUUGCAGGGGGCUCCGGAGCGUCCAUGCCUACAUCCUGGUCUAUGACAUCUGUUGCUUUGACAGCUUCGAGUACAUCAAAACCAUCCGCCAGCAGAUCCUGGAGACGAGGGUCAUCGGCACAUCGGAGACCCCCAUCAUCAUCGUGGGCAACAAGCGGGACCUGCAGCGGGGCCGGGUGAUCCCGCGCUGGAACGUCUCCAACCUGGUGAAGAAGACAUGGAAAUGCGGCUACAUCGAGUGCUCGGCCAAGUACAACUGGCACAUCCUGCUGCUCUUCAGUGAGCUGCUCAAGAGCGUGGGCUGUGCCCGCUGCAAGCACGUCCACACCACCAUCCGCUUCCAGGGCGCCCUGCGCAGGAACCGAUGCACCAUCAUGUGAGCCCUAUGGACCACACAUCCUCAUGGACCAUGGCUCCCAGUGUCACCGCUCCAUGGGGUGAUGCUGUGCUGGAAGCGGUGCUGGAGGCACCUCGGGGUUUGCUCCCCCGCCAGCGCUGGUGCCCUGCAGUGAUGCAUGGGGACAGUCACCUUGGACAGGGUGAUGCCAUGGGCAGAGGGUGGCCGGGAUGCCUGGAGAGAGCAAGGGGUGAGGGAGGACCAUGGUUAAACUGAGCCCUCCCCAAGGCUCCAGC